CUGAACUUUCUGUCAAACAAACCAAGAUACAAAACUGUCCUUAAAGGAACUCGCCAGUUCUUGUCUCUCACUCUUUGGGUGGGUUUUUCUCAUCACUAUCAAAUUAAAAGCCAAACCCAUCUGAACAAAAUGGGACAUGGUUUUGGAGGCUGUUUGCAAUCUUUCACAAUUCUACUAUUGGCUUUGAGCAUGCCAUGUUCACAUUCUCUGAGGAUCAAAAACAGAAUCAAGACAAAUUCUGCCGUUUUCUUGUCCCCCAAGUUUGAGUUGGGACCAGGAUCAGUGGAGAACAAGUAUUACCAUGACAUUGACUUCCCAAUAGGUCACAUUGCUCUCAAAAGAUUGGACGCUGAGGUAGUCGAUGAAGCAGGGAGUCCUAUCCCUCUUCACGAGACUUAUCUUCACCACUGGGUCGUCGAGAGAUAUCGUAUUCGCAAAGAUGUCCUGGAUGUAGAACAUGAUGCCACUCAGAAACUUAACCAGUCAAACUUUAUGUUUGUGAGGAACAAUGGAGUAUGCCAAGGGAAUUAUUUGGGGCAGUACUACGGCCUUGGCUCUGAAACACGAAAAACUGCCACGUUUAUUCCCGAUCCUUAUGGGAUUGAGACUGGCAACCCUGCAGAGAUUCCUGACGGAUUCGAGGAGAGAUGGAUGCUCAACGUGCACGCGAUUGACACAAGGGGUGCGGUUGAUAGGUUGGGAUGCACCGAGUGCAAGUGUGAUCUGUAUAAUGUCACCAAGGACGAGUUUGGCCAUCCUUUGAGUCCGGAUUACACUGGAGGCCUGUACUGUUGCUAUGAUCAAACACAAUGCAAAGUCAAAGAAGGCUUUCAGAGUGCCAGGAGAAGCCUCUACCUUAGAUAUACUGUGGAAUGGGCUGAUUGGUCUGAUUUUUUCUUGCCUGUUCAGAUAUAUAUUUUUGACGUAACAGACACUUGGACUGGUUUGAACUCGGCCGAACACCAUUGCAAAAUUGAAUAUGAGGUUGCAGAAUCUUGCAAGACCACUACUGGUGUGAUGAGUAAUGAGUGCAUUGACACCAGAAGGAACAAGGCCAGGAUUCCAGCUGGGGGAUAUGUCGUCUAUGGCGUUGCUCAUCAGCAUACUGGCGGAAUCGGGUCAACCUUAUACGGAGAGGAUGGGAGGGUGAUUUGCUCGUCGAUACCGAUCUAUGGAAAAGGAGAGGAAGCAGGAAACGAGGAGGGUUACAUAGUGGGAAUGACCACUUGCUAUCCUCAACCAGGCUCUGUCAAGAUACUUGAUGGGGAGACUCUGAUUCUUGAGUCAAAUUACAGCAGCAGCCAACCCCACACAGGGGUUAUGGGGCUUUUCUACAUUUUGGUUGCUGAGAAAUUGCCAAAUCCAACUGUCUCCAUGCACUCUCCACUUUGAGUGAGACAUCUUUCAUUUAAAGCACUACUUUUGUAUGAUUGGAGUUAAUGUAGGGUAUCUAUAUCCUGAGGGAUCUUGAAGGGGCAUAAAAUAUAAUUACUUGUGUAGAAUAAUUUGAGUUUGUGCUUGGCAGUAAAAAUGAAUCUCUAAUGUAAACAUUCGAGUUUUGUCUGGAAAUACACAAUAUUAGUUCAAUGUUGAAUGAUGAUGAUAAGCAAAGUGGUAUUUUUUUCCUUGGUAAA
Morus notabilis is the source of this 1634-nucleotide messenger RNA. RefSeq lists its product as uncharacterized. Lineage: Eukaryota; Viridiplantae; Streptophyta; Magnoliopsida; Rosales; Moraceae. The record is from RefSeq and is a predicted model, not a curated record. The transcript has 4 exons. Bases 130 to 1392 code for a protein of 420 amino acids.